Molecule: messenger RNA, 1421 nt
Organism: Drosophila ficusphila
Lineage: Eukaryota; Metazoa; Arthropoda; Insecta; Diptera; Drosophilidae
Product: protein valois
Exons: 3
Coding region: 105-1208 (367 amino acids)
Biological process (GO): oocyte axis specification
Cellular component (GO): methylosome
Molecular function (GO): protein binding
Source: RefSeq, a predicted model, not a curated record
CUACCUUCCUUUUUCCCACCUCUAGCCGGGCACGCCGUGUGUUCCUUUCCACCGCUUGGCAAAAUUCUUUUAUAAGUUUUCCCGGAAUUACUGACCCAACGAUCAUGUUUCCGCAACGCAGCUCGGAGGUCUACCGCACCCCGGAGUCCCACCGGCCUCCGCCGGCUCUGGAGCUGGCCCGGAAUCUCGAAUAUCCCAAUCUCAACGUUGCGGAUUUGAAUGCCCGCCUGGAGAACCUGUCGCCGCGACUCCACGACUGCUGGGACAGUAUUGCGAUCAAUGAGCACCACCACCUGGCACUGGCCACCAAUCGCCGCGAGGGACGCCACUGGUGGGGCAUGUUCUUCGGCUACGAGCGCAAGCAUAUGAACCACAUGAGCGUAGACAACGCGGAUUUCAAGCUUCAAGCGGAUCACACCGUCAAUCUGGUUCGCUACGCCGAGAAUGAUGUUCUGUUGGUCGCCCUGGGCAAUACGGGCCUCCAGGUCUGGUCCACCUACUCAAAGGUGCGGAACCCGAAGUCGCCCUAUUGCCUCUUCCUCGUCGGCGAGUCCUUCGCCCAUCCCACGCCCAUCAGUCAGCUGAGUGUCUUCAAGGCGGAUCCCAGGAAAGCCGUCUCCGCAUCGCUGGAUAGCACACUGAAUGUAUGGGAUCUUUCUGGAGCCGAUCUUGCGAGCUCGUACCAUUCCCGAAUUUCGCACACCGAUAAAUUGACCGGAUUGGCCACGCCGUCAUCCUCGGCCGACCAGUUUGUGACCUGUGAUCGAGGCGGAUGUGCGCGCCUCUGGGAUGUCCGUGCGGCAGCUCCUUCUUCCACGUGUCUCUACGCAGACUCAGCGCAUUUGUUGAGCUUCACCUGCGCUGCUUGGGCCGCUCCAACGGAGCUGCAGGGUGACAAUAACGUGUAUCUCGGAGACUACGAUGGAAAGGUUCACACUCUGGACAUCCGAGUGCCAGGAAAACUGGCAGAAACGAACGAGUAUUUUGACAAGGGAUAUGUCUCGCAACUGCUUAUAAAUGGGACUCAUCUGGCUGUCAUGAGCAAUCUUCCAGCCUCAGUAAAAGUGGUAAAUGUUCAGGAGGGUAACAAGGCCAUCUACUCACACGAGGACACACAUUUGCGCCUUACGGAUGCCAUUUGGACUGAUGAUAAAACCCUCGUCACCAUUGGACAUGGCCGCAAAAUGGUGACACAUUCAAUUAAGUGAUUUUGCUGCAGAUCCAGCACCUUUAUUAUUUUUGCAAUUACAUUAUUAAAUGAUUUACCGUAUACUUUAUACUUCUGACUGAGGUGCUGACUUUAGUUAAUACAACACUUUUUCUAUACAUAACUAUAAAUACGUGUAUAUAAGUAGAGGUUAAAACUGUAAAAUUAAAAGUCUUGACGUUCAAAAUACAAAUGUACAAACCAUUUUCUCAUA